Molecule: messenger RNA, 348 nt
Organism: Penicillium macrosclerotiorum
Lineage: Eukaryota; Fungi; Ascomycota; Eurotiomycetes; Eurotiales; Aspergillaceae
Exons: 1
Coding region: 1-348 (115 amino acids)
Source: RefSeq, a predicted model, not a curated record
AUGGCCUGGACGCUUUUCCAAGUUGCUUUUGUUUCAGUCCUUAUAUUGUCAACAUCUUUCGCGACCGAGGAGUGGGAGCAUAAUCCUGGUCCUGCUCUUGUCGCGGUCGUCGGUAUGAAGAACAUCGUGGCAUUCAUUUUGAGUUACGGAAUCCACCCAAUGGUGAAGUACAGCUACAAAACUGCAACGGGUAUCCUGGCCGCCAUCACUGGCAGUGUCUUCUUGCUGGGUAUUCCAAUUUACAUACUGAACCCCAAAGUAAGACCUAAUGUUUGGAUUUUAAACACUAAUCUUCGGGAGUGGCGCCAAUAUAUGGAAAGGAAGAAGCAGAGAACUGCCGCGUAUUGA